Molecule: messenger RNA, 2567 nt
Organism: Mangifera indica (mango)
Lineage: Eukaryota; Viridiplantae; Streptophyta; Magnoliopsida; Sapindales; Anacardiaceae
Product: dnaJ homolog subfamily C member 16-like
Exons: 20
Coding region: 130-2202 (690 amino acids)
Source: RefSeq, a predicted model, not a curated record
AACAAAAUCAUCCCGGUAAAGUAAUUAAUUAAGGCUAAUAACUCAAACUAAUUAUUAAUACUAAUUAAUUAAUUUUACCCUUUUCGUUUCCUCGAAACUCUCAGAGUGUGAUCGAUUCGCCGUUUCACCAUGGCUCGCCCUGCAAUGGCGUCAACGGUCAAAGCCUACGCGGUGCCUCUCGCUCUCUUCCUUCUCGGUCUUUAUUAUCAGCUUGUCGUUCUUCCUCGCGCCUUUCCUUCUUCUCAUUACGAAGUUUUGGGAAUAAAACGGUACAGCUCUGUUGGAGAAGUGAAAGACGCGUACGAGAAGUUAUCCUCUAAGUGGAAUUCGGGUGAGGAAGUUCCAAGUACUGCUGAUUUUUUGAAGAUUCGCUAUGCUUACGAGCUUCUGACCUAUCCUUCAUGGAAGAGGGACUAUGACAUAUAUGGAAUUGAUGAGCAACUACAUGUUCUUACUGAGGUCAAAGAACAACAUGGUGGGGAUAGUUUCUCACAUAUAGACCUUCCGUUACUUAAUGCUUCCGCUUCUGAUUACAAUGAUUAUGCCUUUAAUGUUAUUACAUCGAAGGAUUUUCCGUCUAUAUUUAAAGAUAGUAAGCCAUGGCUAAUUCAGGUUUAUUCAGAUGGGAGCUAUCGUUGCGCUCAAUUUUCUAAUGCUUGGAAACGAAUUGCUGCCUUAAUGGACGGUAUUGCAAAUACUGGUAUGGUGGAACUCGCUGAGGUUCAACUUGCCACAUACCUUGCCGAGAGAAAGCCAACUGGACAAUUUUACUUUAGAAGAGGUCUUCCUUCAUUCAUUGCAUUUCCAACAGGGUGUAAAACUGCUGAUUGUAUAAUUAGGUUUGAUGGAGAACUCUCUGUGGAUGCAGUUGCUGAUUGGUUUGCAACAACUGUAUUAAAUUUACCUCGAAUUUUCUACUAUACAAAGGAGUCACUGGGAAAAGAUUUUCUAGCAAAAACUGCACCUCAUAAGGUAAAGGUAAUUUUAUUCUCCAAAACUGGUGAGCGUGCAACUCCAUUUGUUCGGCAAAUUUCCAAGGAUUAUCGGGCUUAUGCCUCUUUUGCCUUCAUACUAUGGCAAGAGGAGGAAGCUGCCCUUUGGUGGAACACGUUUGAGGUGGAUUCUGCACCUGCUAUUGUAUUCUUGAAAGAUCCGGGUGUCAAACCUAUUGUGUACCAUGGGUCAUUUAAUAAUUCACGGUUUUCCGAAGUCAUGGAACAACAUAAAGAGCAAGAGCUUCCUCAGUUAAGGAGUUCAACAUCAAUGGAACUUGGGUGUGAUGCCCGGGGUUAUUCUCGUGCUGGAAGUGAUACCAAGAUCUGGUAUUGUAUCAUUCUUGCAGGAAGGCAAAGUCAAGAACUAAACAAAAUGCGUGAAACCAUGCGCAGGGUUCAAGAAAUCUUAUCAAGUGUUGGUGGAUCAGAUACAGCUGAGACUGAUCAAUCUUUAGCUCCAUUGAUAAGUGCAUUCGGAAACAAGCGACUGACUUUUGCUUGGCUUGAUGGGGAAGCUCAAGAACGUUAUUGUUCAUUCUACCUUUUCUCAGAGACAAUCUUUGAAACCUGUGGACGAAGGAGGGAUAUGACUGAUAUACCUCGGAUAAUUAUUGUGCGUUACAACAGAAAUACAACUGCUGAGAAUAUCAAAGUUGAUAGAAAACCGCAAAAUAUAUGGAGUGCAUUACAAGAGGAAGUGGAUCCUGCAGCACAGCUCGUAGUGAGGUACAAUGGUUCAGAAGAAAUUCCCGAGAUUUUAAAAUGGGCAUCAGAAAUAAUUAAGGAUGGUGACACCAAAGAUCUCCCAUUCUAUAGAGCGAAGACUCCCGAACUUGUUCCUGAGGACACAGAUCCUAUCUGGUCCAGAGGUGCACAAAGCAUUCGUUCUAAGAGCGUUGGACUGAAGCACUGGAUGCGCAACAUUCUAGCCGGAUAUUCUGGUUACGUUGGGGAUCCUAGAAUAGGUCCAAGCUUGCUUUUGGCGGCAUUAAUGUCUUUUGGUACCAUCUGGCUGGUCAGGAGUCAACAACCAGCUCGUCCUAGGCAAUCAGAUCGACCAAGUGAAUCGAGUAUUGAGGUUGAAACUAGACAACGACAGAGAGAGCGGGCAAGGAAAUUGUCAAAGAAAGAUCGGCCAUCUUCCAUAACUGACGUGGAACCGAAAGAUGCAUACCAGGCCCUUCUUUCAGAUUCUGAUUCUGAGUAGUAUAAACUGCUUAGCAAAAUAGAUAGUACUGGAGAUUCUUGAAAAGGAGAUAAAAGUGAAAGGCCACAGUUGUAAUUGGAAGCAACAAACACUAGAUGUAGUUAAAUUAAAAUCAUUAAGACUAUUUACAGACCAAAUUCUAUGUAUUAUUUAAGUUGGAAUUGUGUCUAGAAUGUUUAGGCUAGAAACUAGAUAUGGUUAAAGGUUUCUAUUUCAAAUAGAUUUGGAAUACAGAAAGUGUGAGUGUUUAUACAGGAAGUGUCAGAUUUAAAGUCAAGUGGAGUGCUGCAGUUGGGUGACCGUGUCGUUUUACAACCUUUUUCUGAUUAUCUAAUGGCCGCUAAACCUCUUUUUAUUUAGAGUAA